UUUCUGCCCAACGGUCAUAUAGAAUUAUUAUAGAAGAUCAUUAUAUGUUUUAAUUUUGACCAAUGUUAAAUUAAAGCACGCAAGAUUUAUUUUAUAAUAUUCUCACACAUUCUGAAUUUUAUUUUCAGGAGCAAAUGCUUUAACUUAUAUCUCAUCCAUCAGGCCCCUCGGUGGACGAAAUUGCAGCUCAUGGAGAGAGAUGGCGCUUGCGUUGUCCGAGAUAGACUCCUGCACUGACGACUCCGUGCCCCGUUGCACCACCUAAGCCUGUCAGGGGAGAGAGUGAGAGUGCUGAUGAUUUCACUAUUCAACAGAAUAAUCACGCUCCACUUGUUUCAGUUUAUCAGCUUGAGAAGGCAAAAAGGGACAAGUCGAACAGAAAAUGCAUGAUGGUGAUCUAGUUAUCCAUAGUGGAAACCAUUAGGGGAGCAAUCCCAGAGUGCAGCUCUGCCACUUGAGUAUCUCAUGAGAGUGGAGGGUCAGUUUACUGGUUCUUCAAAGGCUUACGUAAAUACUCUGAUAAAGAGGUUAGUGUCUGAGAAGUAUACUGGUGGAGAAGUUAGAGAGCACAUUCUGAGGCUGACUAACAUAGCAGCCAAGUUGAAGCCCAUGGAGAUGGCACUUCCAGAGGCCUUCGUAGUCCAUGUGAUUUUUGCAUCAUGUCCCAAAGAGUUUGAGACAUUUACUGUGAAUUAUAAUUCACAGCUAGAGUACUGGGGCAUUGAGAAGCUCAUUGCUAUGUGCGUCCAGGAAGAGGAUAGGAUCAAGGCUGCAUGUGGUGAUUCUAUCAAUCACGUGAAGCAGGGCAAAAAAAGGAGUUUCUACACCAAGAAGUCCAAACCACCAGUGAAACCUCACUGGGAUAGCUCCUCCUCUUCUAGGUCACAUGGAAAGGCUCCAAUGGAUGAUAACCAUGAUCACCAUCAGAAAGCAAGUCAGAAGAAGCAAGUAGAUAAGCACACUUGCUUUUGGUGCCAUCAGAAGGGAUACUAUCAAAAGGACUGUGUGAUUUUUCUGAGGCAUCUAGCUAAGAAUGGGAUUCCAUACGAGGAGGAUCUUGCAAAGAGGAGAAAGAACCAUUAGAGUUGCUAAUGGUGUUGAAGCUGAAGUUGAAACCAUAGGAGAACUCCCAUUAGAAUUACUUAAUGGUUUUGUACUUCAUCUUCAAGAUGUUCUAUUUGUACCCUCGUUGCGAAAAAACUUGAUUAGCGUCUCUCGCUUAGAUAGCGAUGGAUUUUCAUGUCAUUUUGGUGAUGGACAAUGUUAGAUUCAAUAUAAUAAUGUGUGUUGGUCUUGUCUUCUAACAAGACAAGCUUUAUUUGUUAU
Setaria italica (foxtail millet) is the source of this 1326-nucleotide messenger RNA. RefSeq lists its product as uncharacterized. Lineage: Eukaryota; Viridiplantae; Streptophyta; Magnoliopsida; Poales; Poaceae. The coding region runs from base 466 to 1083 and encodes 205 amino acids. The record is from RefSeq and is a predicted model, not a curated record. The transcript has 3 exons. Gene Ontology annotation, molecular function: nucleic acid binding; zinc ion binding.